Maudiozyma barnettii is the source of this 486-nucleotide messenger RNA. RefSeq names its product TRAPP subunit BET5 (gene BET5). The record is from RefSeq and is a predicted model, not a curated record. NCBI's taxonomy places the organism in Eukaryota, Fungi, Ascomycota, Saccharomycetes, Saccharomycetales, Saccharomycetaceae. Gene Ontology annotation, biological process: endoplasmic reticulum to Golgi vesicle-mediated transport. Bases 1 to 486 code for a protein of 161 amino acids. The transcript has a single exon. Gene Ontology annotation, cellular component: TRAPP complex.
AUGACGAUAUAUUCUUUCUGGAUCUUCGACAGACAUUGUAAUUGUAUUUAUGACCGGGAAUGGACCCUAUUAGCAAACCCCAAAAGUGGGACAACGAAUUCAAAACAAAAUGACGAUGUAUCAAAGUUAUUGUAUGGUAUAAUAUUCUCUCUCAGAUCUGUAACUGGUAAAUUAUCGACUGAUGAUACUGGGCGGACCAACGAAAUAAGUUCAAUAUCCACCGGAAAGUUUAGAAUUCAUACAUAUUGUACAGCUACAGGACUCUGGUUUGUGUUACUAACCGAUUUCAAACCAUUUAACUAUAAUAAGGUACUUCAGCAUAUUUACAGUGAUAUAUUUGUCAAAUAUAUUACGAAUAACUACUUAUCCCCCUAUGAUUUCUCUGAAAAUGAAAAUGAAAAAAGAGGUCAAGGUACAAGGAAGAUAACGAACAGACACUUUAUGAAUAACUUAGAAUCAUUUUUAGAACCAAUGAUUAGCAGCUGA